UAGAAUUCACCGACAUAAUUCGUUUCGAAGCAAAAGAAAUCAAAGAAACAAAUAUGAUGCAUUCUUGUAGUCAGAAAAGGAUGAUAGUAUGGAGGUUGUGUGUAAUCUUCUCCAUUUAUUACUCAAUACUUAUUUCUGCUUCUUCUGGUAGGCACUUGUGUCGUCCAGACCAGAGAGAUGCUCUUUGGGAGUUCAAAAGCGAGUUCUAUGUCCAAAAGCCUGAUUUUCAUUGGAGCAAGUCUGAUUCUAAGACAGUUAAGUGGAGGAACAACACUGAUUGCUGCUCUUGGGAUGGUAUCUCUUGUGAUUCUAAGUCGGGCGUGGUGGUUGAGUUAGACCUUGAGGACAGUUUUCUCAAUGGCCCUUUGAGGACUAAUAGUAGUCUGUUUAGACUACAACAUCUUCAGAGACUAAAUCUUGGCAGAAAUAAUCUUUCAGGUAUUCUACCAAACUCCAUCAGCAAUCUCAAAUAUUUGAGGACUUUGACACUUUUUGGUUGCAAUUUUUUUGGAAAGAUUCCUUCUUCACUCGGAUAUCUUUCUUACCUCACUGAUCUUGAUCUUAUGGGUAAUGAUUUCACCGGUGAAAUACCGGAUUCGUUGGGUAACCUAAACCGACUAACACGGUUGAUACUUGGACAUAACAAGCUCAAUGGGAACUUUCCUCUUGUGCUACUCAAUAUGAGUGAGCUCAUCGAGAUUGACCUUCUUUCUAACCGGUUCGAAGGUAUGCUACCAUCUAACAUGAGUAGCCUCUGCAAACUGGAGUUCUUUGAUGUUAGUGGAAAUUCAUUUUCCGGAUCUAUUCCAUCAUCUCUCUUCAUGAUCCCUUCAUUGACCUACCUUCUUCUACAAAGAAACGACUUUAGUGGUCCUCUUGAGAUAAGGAAUAUCUCUUCACCAUCUAAAGUUGAAACUUUGUCUCUUGGAGAGAACAAUUUUAAUGGGCCAAUCUCGGGAUCUAUAUCGAAACUUUCCAGGCUCUCGUAUCUUGACCUCUCUUUCUGGAACACAGGGAAGCGCAUAGUUGAUUUCAGCAUCUUCAUGCAUCUCAAGUCACUUCAGAUACUUGACCUCUCCAAUCUGAAUACAAGAAGCAUAGUUGACUUGAGUCUUUUCUCAAAUCUCAUGUCACUUAGAAGCUUGGAUCUCUCAGGGAAUACUUUGAAGAUCAGUCCAACUCUCCAUCUUUCCUCACCUAUACAACAAUUAUUGUUAUCAUCUUGCAAUAUCGUUGAGUUUCCCAAGUUUCUACAAACCAAAACCAAUCUGUCUUAUUUAGACAUGUCUGCCAAUCAAAUUGAAGGCAAAGUUCCAGAGUGGUUAUGGAGAUUCCCAGAGUUGGUAUUGCUUGAUAUAAGUUCAAACACAUUCCAUGAUCCCUUUCCUUUGUUACCAAGGUCUUUGGUGCACUUUUUAGGCUCUGAUAAUCGGUUUUCGGGAAAAAUUCCUCAUACAAUAUGUGAAUUGGUUGCUCUUGAGACACUUGUUUUAUCCAACAACAACUUUAGUGGUUCUAUUCCCAAGUGUUUUCAGAAUUUCAAUACUACUUUGUCAGUCUUGCAUCUUCAGAAUAAUAGCCUCACUGGUGUUUUUCCAGAGGAAUCUAUAAAUGAUCACUUGAUAUCACUUGAUAUUGGUCGCAAUCAUUUGUCAGGAGAACUUCCCAAGUCUCUGAUCAAUUGCACUGAACUCGAGUUUCUGAACGUUGAAAACAACAGAAUCAAUGGCAAUUUUCCAUUCUGGUUGAGAUUGUUUCCCAAUCUACAAGUUCUUGUCCUUCGUUCUAACGAGUUCCAUGGGCCAAUAUCAUCCCAUGGAGAUUCUUUGAGUUUUUCCAAGCUGCGAAUCUUUGACAUUUCAGAUAAUCUCUUCAGUGGAGUCUUGCCAUCAGAUUACUUUGCUGGUUGGGCUGCAAUGUCAUCGGUAGUAAACACUGAAGGUAGUACGUUGAUUAGAUUUGGACGUCACGUAGAAUACUAUCAUGCAUCAGUGGUUCUGACGAACAAAGGCUUGAAGAUGGAGCUGGUUGGCAGUGGUUUCACAAUGUACAAAACUAUUGAUGUCUCUGGAAACAGAUUCGAAGGAGAGAUUCCCAAAUCCAUUGGUUUACUCGAGGAGCUAAUUGUGCUCAACAUGUCAAACAAUGCCUUCACAGGCCAUAUCCCACCAUCUCUGGUGAACUUGACGAAUCUCCAAUCAUUGGAUCUAUCUCAAAACAGAUUAUCUGGCGAAAUCCCACCAGAGCUUGGGAAACUCACGUUUCUUGCACGGAUGAACUUCUCUUACAACAGGCUUGAAGGUCCAAUACCACAAGGGACUCAGAUUCAAAGUCAGAAUAGUUCAUCUUUUGCAGAGAAUCAUGGGCUCUGCGGUGUUCCUCUUCAAGAAACAUGUGGCGGAGAGGAAGAAGCAACAAAGCAAGAGGAAGAUGAAGAAAAGGAAGAAGAAGAAGAUCAAGCACUGAGCUGGAUCGCAGCUGCGUUAGGCUAUGUACCUGGUCUGUUCUGUGGACUCACCAUCGGCUACAUUCUCACUUCAUAUAAACAUGACUAAUUCAUGAUGAUCUUACACUUUUUUACUUAAUCGAAGCAUCCAUUCUUAGGAAGAUGGUAUCUCCUUGUAAUCAUAAAACAAUACAACUUUUGCAACGGUUCAAUAGAACACUUUAAUCUCAACACCGUAAU
Molecule: messenger RNA, 2686 nt
Organism: Eutrema salsugineum
Lineage: Eukaryota; Viridiplantae; Streptophyta; Magnoliopsida; Brassicales; Brassicaceae
Product: receptor-like protein 12
Exons: 1
Coding region: 54-2555 (833 amino acids)
Molecular function (GO): protein binding
Source: RefSeq, a predicted model, not a curated record